AUGGCACCGUCACUCAGUCCUUGCGGUGGCAAGGUGGAAGAGGCCACAGGGCCAUGGCUUGGUGCGGCUGUGAGUGGUACGGCAAUUCCAGCCGCUAUUUGGUGGUUGACGGAGGUGAUUUGCGGCUGCAAGGAGCUGUCCAAACUGUUUAGUGGUUGUCUGGUUGCUACAGCAGCUAUUUGGAGAGGUUGUGGGGCCUCCGAAUGUGGUUGGAUGACAUGGGCAGCCGUAGGGGGUAAUAGAGCGGGUUGCAAUCCGUCUCCACAACAUUAA
Molecule: messenger RNA, 273 nt
Organism: Prunus armeniaca (apricot)
Lineage: Eukaryota; Viridiplantae; Streptophyta; Magnoliopsida; Rosales; Rosaceae
Source: the annotation of a GenBank genome assembly